Messenger RNA from Colletotrichum phormii, 1613 nucleotides. Its product is annotated as ankyrin repeat-containing domain protein. The coding region runs from base 120 to 1613 and encodes 497 amino acids. Gene Ontology annotation, molecular function: protein binding. NCBI's taxonomy places the organism in Eukaryota, Fungi, Ascomycota, Sordariomycetes, Glomerellales, Glomerellaceae. The transcript has 3 exons. The record is from RefSeq and is a predicted model, not a curated record.
CACAUCGAUGCCCGCGAGGAUGCCGAUGCCAAUGUCACACCCGAGCGGCGGUCCGCACACCCCCGUGGCUCAGAAACGUCGUCGGUCAGCUUCAUUGGAGUUUCAACUCGUCAAUCUCGAUGAGAGCUUGCAACUACGGACCAUGUAGAAAGAGCCUGAGUAAACAUAACAUCACCUGCUACUUCCCACCCUGGUUGGUUUCUAGGGCGAUCAUGGCUUCCAUUAACCUAGAGAACGUUUUCGAUGCCGGGGCAAAGGUGUCACUCAAUCUGCCGCUAGUCAUUCCGGAAGAAGACCACAUUAUUUGGCCGCUAGUUAUGGCUGGAAAUCUCAGGCAGUUGCGAGAGUUGUUAUCGAGGGACAGAAACCUGAUGCAUGUGAGGAAUCAAUGGGGUCAAUCUAUCAUGCACGUUGCCGCCAAAAUUCAUCAGCCAGCCGUCUUCAACUUCCUCAAAAACGAAGGCAUGGACGAGAACCUCCCAGACGAGAAUCAAAAGUCCGCAGCCAUCACUAUUCUCACUCGCAGAGGGAGCCAGGAAUAUAACCUCCCGGUUGAUAUGGACGAUCUUGCCGAUCGUCUCGGCUGGACCAAUCUUCAUAAAGUAGCCGCUUUGGGGGCCCAAGAUGGCCAGAAAAUGACCGGAACCCUUCUCUGGGAAUCCGAGUACUCCGACAUCAACACAAAGGACGUCCUCGGUAGAACUCCGCUCCACUGGCUGGCCGAGAAUGGCAGAUCGAACGAAAUUCGCCUCAUUACCCAGGAUCCAUGGAGCGCCGAUGUCCAAGUCAAAGACCUGUGCGGCUUUACGGCGCUGCACUGCGCAUGCUGGGCGGACGAUUUUGAUAGUAUCGUUGCACUGCUCGACGCAGGGAUCGACGUCAACGCCCUUGAUAAGCACAUGCGAACACCCAUGAUGCACAUGAGCAGUCCGAGAAUACUGAAGUAUUUAAUGAGCAAGGGGGCUGAUGUACAGAUUAGCGACGACGAAGCGGCGAAUAUCAUGCACCACGUGUGUGUGGCUGACCAGGACGAUCUCGUUGAGAUUCUCUUGAGAGAACAUGGUCACUCCUUGCUUACAAGGAAUCACACCGGCGACACACCGCUCGGGCAAGCAAUCGCAAACAACAGUCUUGAAGUGCUGAAGAUCAUGGCCCUUUAUCUUCAAGGAUUUCCGCCCGAGAAAUUGGGCGUCCUGAACAAUAACAAAAGGAGCCUGUUCCACCUGGCAGCUUUACAUGGAAACACAGAGGCGAUGGAUACACUGGCAUCGGCCAAUCUUGGUGGCGUCGACACCACGAUCAGAGACAAAGAUGGGCACACCCCCAACGAGUGCUUCAUCAGAUGUCGCAACGACCACUGCGCCGUUGCCCGCAAACCUUUUGAUACAGAGAAAAGUUCAUGGGUCGCGCUGAUGAACUCUGCAAAGGGGCGGAAAUGGCCGUCCCCGGAUGUGACGGGACAAUACGCCGACGAUGAAUCGACGAUAGCUGCAUCUGAGGACGAGUGGGGCUACAGGAAGGGAUCUACGAGUCUUGUAUCAGUUGACCUGGGUGACGGCGAAGCAUCAUCCGACGAUGAAUUUGUGGAUGCGAAGGACGAGAUCGAGGAGUAG